Molecule: messenger RNA, 2292 nt
Organism: Lachnellula hyalina
Lineage: Eukaryota; Fungi; Ascomycota; Leotiomycetes; Helotiales; Lachnaceae
Gene: YEH2
Product: Sterol esterase
Exons: 2
Coding region: 1-2292 (763 amino acids)
Biological process (GO): lipid metabolic process
Source: RefSeq, a predicted model, not a curated record
AUGCAUCUGGUAUGCUAUAUUAGAUUUCCCUACAUUGUUGCGAUCCCCCCCAUCGCAUCGCAUCGCAUCAUCACUUCGCACCACUUCGCACCACUUCGCUUCGCAAUGGGAGACAUCCAGAGUUCGGGGACCCCCGUGACAGACCGUCUCACCGCCAAUGCUGCAGUGCAAUACGCCCACCAAGCCGACAAGCUGUCCUACGAACACGACCCCAGCGGUUGUGCCACCGCCAUCCAGGCCGAAUUUGUUACACCCCAUGAUCCUAUAAUAAUAACGGGCGAUGGCGGCAGACUACCUGGGGUUCCGCUGGCAGAGGCUGCGAAACUCAAUUCCCUCAAGGACCAAGUCGAUGGGGUGUCGGGGCAUGCUCUUAAAGGGGAGGCAUUGGUAGACACUUCCCCCGGACAGAGUGAGAACUCAGGAGCGGAAUCGCCCAAACAACAUGGCACGAUACAGAAGUCCCAGGAAGGUUCGCUGCGCAGAUCAAUGCCCCCUUCGCGGACACAUCCUCUCUUCCCACCUCUCCCGCUCUACGGGCCCUCUUCCAUAACUCGACAGAUACAAUGCAUGGUCUUUCGCACAUCUUCAUUUUUCCUCUCCCUGGCCUUUCUCGGCAUUAUUGUUUUGGGCUCGGCAUUUACUAGCAUACCCCUAAUGUUCAGACAUAUUUGGAAGCGUGUUACAUUUCGAGACCCGGACGCCUCACGGCCUUUCAAUGAAGAAGAGAAGAGGCGGAGAACGAUAAGGAAGGAGCAGGAGAAAGUGUGGAAGAAGGAGAGGUCGAGGCGGAGAUCCACUACGAAAAUGGAUGAUGAUAACGAGGAUGAGGCUGCGCAAGGAGAAUUCAUACCAACGGAAGGGGGAAAGGAUCCUCUGAUCUGUGAUGCUGGGUAUUAUGCUAGGAGAGUCGGACUGGACGUUGAGGAAUUCAAAGUGCAAACUGAAGAUGGCUUCAUUAUCACGCUGUGGCAUGUCUACAACCCUCAAGAGUUCACGCCAAUGACCGAGGCUGAACGAGCAGCACGAGGCCCAGACAUCUUUAUAGAUGCAGGACCUUCACGCCCUGGUGGCUCUCCGCAGAAACCCAAAUUCCCAAUUCUAAUGAUCCACGGUCUCCUACAAUCCUCGGGAGCCUACUGCACCAACGACGAUGAUUCUCUAGCCUUCUAUCUCUGCAAAGCGGGCUACGAUGUCUGGCUCGGCAAUAAUCGCUGUGGCUUCAAGCCAGAACACACUCUCCUAUCCUACUCCGACCCUCGAAUGUGGGCCUGGAACAUCCGUCAAAUGGGUGUCAUGGACCUCCCCGCUCUCACAUCACGCGUCCUCGCCGAAACAGGCUUCCAAAAACUGGGCCUCAUCGCACAUUCUCAAGGCACGACGCAGACCCUCGUCGCACUAGCAAAAGAACAACGUCCAGAGCUAGGCGAGAAACUUACUGUCUUCUGCGCCCUAGCUCCUGCUGCGUAUGCUGGUCCGUUAAUAGGAAAAGCGUAUUUCAAAUUCAUGCGCAUCAUUUCACCCGCAAUGUUUCGUAUAGUAUUCGGAAUACACGCCUUCAUCCCCUUUAUGAUGACCAUGCACGCCCUGCUGCCCGGAAACCUCUACGGAGCAAUGGGCUACCGCGUCUUCUCAUUCCUCUUCAACUGGUCCGACGACCGCUGGGAACGGGAUCUCCGAGACCGCAUGUUCCAAUUCGCUCCCGUCUACGUAUCGGCUGAAAGUAUGCGGUGGUGGUUGGGCCGAGAGUGCUUCGCGAAGCAGAAAUGUAUUCUUGCGACCAAGGACGAGAUUCGGGAUGAGGAGCGAGAGGAUGAGUUGGAGGACUAUCAUGCGAAUCAGGCGGGCGAGGAACAUCCUCCGCUGCCUAGGCAUUCGCACGAGAAGGCGAGGCAUGAGAAGAGGAAAAAGGGCGCGACGGCUUGGUAUAAUGAGCAAGUCCCGCCGUUUGCGCUGUGGGUUGCUGGGUCGGAUGAUCUCGUUGAUGGGCGCAGGUUAUUACGGCGUUUUGACAGGGGGCGCGAGCCGCAUGUCAGGGUUGUGCAUUCCAAGGUCAUUGAGGAGUAUGAACAUCUCGAUGUCAUCUGGGCCAUGGAUUCUAUAGAGAAAGUUGGACGUGAGGUCAAAGAUACUCUAUGGAAGACGUGUGAUGUGAGAGACAAGGUUCGAGUUCCGAGGGGCUGUGAGGAGGUUGAGGUGUGGAUUGAUCCGAAGAAUGAGCGGAAGGCUAACGAUGAUAUAAAAGAGGCUGAGGGGCUAAGUAGUAGCGCUAGCGAGACGGAUUUGGGGGCGUAG